GCAAAACCCUCGUCUGUGCUCCGACAUAGUCUCGAUCUCUCGAUUCCAAGCAAUGGCGCCUAAGAAAUUCGGGGCCGGCGGUAGAGAUUCGAGCAACUUGGCGUCGAUUACAAACUACGGCAUCGUCUCUCAAGGAAGACGCGCCGCGUGCGACGCCGUUCACGUGUCAAAGAAGCUGUUAAAGAGCACUGGGAAGGCGGCGUGGAUCGCCGGCACGACGUUUCUGAUCCUCGUGGUGCCUUUGAUCAUUGAGUUGGAGCGAGAUCAGCAACUAAGCGAGAUAGAAUUUCAGCAGGCCAGCCUUCUCGGAACUCCAGCGGCCGGUGCGAUGUACUAAAUUAUCUUGAGAAACCCUAAUUUGUCGAUCGUAUCAUAUUUCAAAUUUGGUAUGUUCAUUGUUCAUGCUUGUUUCUUCUAUUAGCGUCUCAGUGAAUUCGCUAUUUUUCAAGCUUGUGUUUGGGCAUCAUUCUUGGAAUUAACUUAUAUGUUUGGCAAUUUAUGGCUUGAUCACUAUAACUAUAUUAUAUAACUAUGUAAGAACAGAGCUUUUCAUGUAGAAGUGAUUAUAUUUAUGCCAUAAGUUUGGUUGAUGAGGA
Capsella rubella is the source of this 596-nucleotide messenger RNA. Its product is annotated as mitochondrial import receptor subunit TOM9-1. The record is from RefSeq and is a predicted model, not a curated record. The transcript has a single exon. Gene Ontology annotation, biological process: intracellular protein transport. The coding region runs from base 53 to 337 and encodes 94 amino acids. Gene Ontology annotation, cellular component: mitochondrial outer membrane. NCBI's taxonomy places the organism in Eukaryota, Viridiplantae, Streptophyta, Magnoliopsida, Brassicales, Brassicaceae.